Ectocarpus sp. CCAP 1310/34 is the source of this 735-nucleotide messenger RNA. Lineage: Eukaryota; Phaeophyceae; Ectocarpales; Ectocarpaceae. The record is from the annotation of a GenBank genome assembly.
AUGUCUUUGGCCGUGAAUAUUGCUUCCAAGCUUCGACCAGAGGACGUGCCAAAGGAACUGUGGCUAAUGCUGAUGACCACGGACAACUUGAGGGUGUCCGCGUGUAACCCGCAACCAGGGGACGAUCUCAGCACUUCCUGCGACGAGGCUCUGGAGCUACCCCAGGUGCGGGAGGCUCAACACCCCUUGACGCCGACGGACGUCAGCAACGUGUUCCUUGCGGCGGACAGCCUGCUCAGUCAGGCAUUCGUUGCUGACAUGACGUCGGCAGGAGCGAUUACUGCAUCGGGAAGAGGCGCGGCACCCCACGAGGAGAAUGGGGAGCCUGCUCUCGGCGACUCCUACCGAGAGCUCGGAGGCGGUGGGGUGAUGGAGGAGGGUGGCAAGCAAGUGCGGAGUGCGGGCGUGGCCUGUGAUGACGAGGAGCUAGCCAACAGGUUGCACCGUGAACCAGACGUGCCCCCGACGGGACCCGCUAUGAAGCGCUUCGCCCGGGAGGCUCUGCCAGAGAUGACGAGCUUGGCGAAGACGCUGGAAAGGUGGGUGACGGUGACAUGGCCGUCAACCGCUGCGAGAGCUCAUUGCUUCCGUGGAUGGAUUGGCGAUGAGCAGGUUGGCUCAUCACUUUUGGCGCAAGCUCAAACAAGCCCGAAGCACCAUGUCGCACUGGCACCGCCUAGGUUCGAACAAGCCCUCGUGUAUGGGUCGUUUACCAUGGUGGCCAUGGUGGGUUGA